UUUGUCUCAUUUUCCUCCUUUUCUGGGCUCCAGGGUAGAGGGAGGGAAACAUUACCUUUGGCCCUGAAAGGCUGUGAGUAGUAGGGUGGGGUGCGGCUCCUGAACUCCACCCAAAGUCCUGUUGCCUGUGGCAGAGCAAGGUAUCAUUUCCUGACCGAGCCUAGAUCCCUCAGGUGGCCACAGAGAGGCUUUGGGAACAGGUGCGGCAGGAGCCUCGGGCGGUGCCUUGCUUCCGGUUCCGGUCCUGGCUCUGGGAGAAGGGGACGAUGCUGCGGGCUCCCAAUCGUUGGGCUGCUGCGCUCCUGCAGCUCGCGAUCACUGCAGUCCCUGCGCGCAUGAUGACUGCAGGGCCCACAGUCUCACUCCCUGAGCUCAGGUCGCUUCUGGCUUCCGGCCGGGCCCGGCUCUUCGAUGUGCGGUCUCGGGAGGAGGCGGCAGCGGGGACCAUCCCCGGGGCACUCAACAUCCCGGGGCUCGAAACUAUGCUGGGGCCUAUCAGGAAUGGAUGGAGAAGGCUGGGUAGGCGGCAGCUGGUUGCUGAUGGCCUCUCCCCUGGCCACCUGCAGAGGAGGCUUGCUGGCUGUGCCCUGGGCUGGGCAGCUGGGCAGCUCCUUGUAGUACCUUACACCUGAGUGUCAAAUAAAGAGCCUUAAUUAAAGCACUGGAAGUACUUAAUUUCAGGUGGAUUGAAAAUGGUUCUUCUUUUGUUGUAGACCUGCGCUCAGCCCUAGAGCAUUUCUUAUUGCAGGGUUCAUGUGCCCUACUCCACUGUCCAGAUGGGAGCAGU
This is a messenger RNA of Octodon degus (degu), 787 nucleotides long. Its product is annotated as thiosulfate:glutathione sulfurtransferase. NCBI's taxonomy places the organism in Eukaryota, Metazoa, Chordata, Mammalia, Rodentia, Octodontidae. The transcript is spliced from 3 exons. The record is from RefSeq and is a predicted model, not a curated record. Gene Ontology annotation, cellular component: cytoplasm. Gene Ontology annotation, molecular function: thiosulfate-thiol sulfurtransferase activity. Bases 267 to 632 code for a protein of 121 amino acids.